UUGCUCUCUCACCACGGCUAUUUUCAAAGGCCACAGAGAUGAUAAGCCAAGUUUUCAAGAGUAUUUAUCUCGUUAAUAGUAUGAAAAUCUUGUUAAUGUCAACCCGUGUCACUUCUAGUAGAGCCUUUUGAAAGUAGUCUGGGUGCGGGUAGAAAAUUUUUCAGAAUAUGGUCCUCAGCUUCAAGAUGGCAGCGGUUCAGAGGCUUCAAAGGCUUCGAGACGCGUAUAUAUUGCUAGAAAGCGUUCUGGGACGUGGAGACGGAGUGUAAGCGGCUGCCUCUCGCCUGAGCGCCAUGUGAGGAAGGACGCGGCCCGUAUUUCUCUCUGCAGAUUUGGAGACUCGUGAACGCUGCUGAUUUCUACUCCAGCUUGUCUCUAUUUUAUUUUUCAGAACUGACGACUGCCCCCAGACGCCAGGUGAGCCCCCGGCGUCUCCUUCACUGACGGACGACGAGGCUACCAUCACCAGCACCACCACCACCACCACCAUCACCAUCAUGACAGUAGACGAAACGGUGGCAACAAAUGGUGUCCCAUCGCGCUGCCUCACUCCGCACUGCUUCCUGUACACGUGCUGCUAGCGCUGGUGCUGUGCCGAAUUCUCAGAGGAGUACAAGCGUCAAGCCUCGUAUCUGUAUACAGACGGAUGUGGAUAACAGUGGUGGGCAUAACAAUCCAUGUAUGGAAUCAGCUGACGAGUUACGUAAGUGCUAAUCACAGUGGUGAUAAUUGCAAAUGGGAAUGACGGUAACAGUAAGAGAAGCCCCGUACACGGCGUGUAGAGGCCAGUCUGGUCAGCAGGAAGACCCCAGCGGUGACGAGAAGCUGCUCUGCAUAUUGAAGCAAGAAAUGAAUCCCUGUUGCUGGAACCUGGAGGCUACGGCAGUGAAGAGAAGCUUGUUGGAAAACCUGUGUGGCUACUUGUUAACCCAGAAGAGACUUGGAGGGGAAAAAGGACAAAACAGGAAUGAUAAGAACAGGUAUGGCACAGGAGGAGGUGGCGUGGUGUCUGGCACAGGAGGGCAUCAUGCUCAUCAUAUUGGGAAUGUCACCAGGAGCGGAUUCGGAAUUGACGUCAGCUUCUGGAAUAUCAGGGAGUGGUUCAGGGGAGUGAAGAUGAUCCCUCCCAGCGUCCAUAUUGUUUAUUCUGGACUGUGCCGUUGUCUGCAGCAGCCUGCAGUAUGUACACACACAGAGACGGACAUCUUUGCAGGAAGAAAAUGCUGUGUGCUGUAAAAAAUUUAUAAGACUAAGAAAAUAAAGACAAGAUUUAUAAUUUAUUUAUUUUUUUCUCUGACAAAAAAAUAUUUGAGUUUAGGUCUAAUAUGUUAUCAAAAUGUUUAUCCUUAUAGAAAAAUUCAGUGUUGCAAUGAUAAGUAAUAAUAAUAAACUAACAUUAUAGUAAAAUAUAAACUUUAUGAAAGAUAAUAAUAAUAAUAAAGAAACCUAUUUUCCUGUCCUCAAUGAUAUAUAUAACAUAUUAGACAAACCUGAAUUUUACUUACUCAAGCAAGACAGUAAAGAGAGGAAGAGGAGGAGGAGGUACAGGUGCAUUAAAGGAAGACAUGCAAGUGAAGGAAGAUGGAGGAAGGAUGAAAGACACAGAGAAGGAAGAGGAGGAAGAAAAGAAAGUAGGAACAUGACACUACAAGGAAGGGAGGAAGAAGAGGAGGAGGAACACAAGACACAACAAAGAAAGACAGAAAGGGAGGGAGGAAGAAGAGAAGGAGGAACACAAGACACAACAAAGAAAGACACUAAGAAUCAAAGGAAGAG
This is a messenger RNA of Scylla paramamosain (green mud crab), 1776 nucleotides long. RefSeq lists its product as uncharacterized. The record is from RefSeq and is a predicted model, not a curated record. The coding region runs from base 736 to 1236 and encodes 166 amino acids. The transcript has 7 exons. NCBI's taxonomy places the organism in Eukaryota, Metazoa, Arthropoda, Malacostraca, Decapoda, Portunidae.